Molecule: messenger RNA, 2148 nt
Organism: Hansenula ciferrii
Lineage: Eukaryota; Fungi; Ascomycota; Saccharomycetes; Phaffomycetales; Wickerhamomycetaceae
Product: guanine nucleotide exchange factor SEC2
Exons: 1
Coding region: 1-2148 (715 amino acids)
Biological process (GO): exocytosis
Cellular component (GO): cell tip; Golgi to plasma membrane transport vesicle
Molecular function (GO): guanyl-nucleotide exchange factor activity
Source: RefSeq, a predicted model, not a curated record
AUGAGUGAUCCCAUUGCUACAACAGACGAAGAGUCCAAUAGAGUAUCGCUUCAGGUGACAUCGUUAUCUACACAACUUAUGGAAUUGGUUGAGAAGCAAUCCAAAUUAGAAGAACAACUAUUACAUCAAAAGAAGGAGAAUGCUGCUUUGAAGAAAGGAAAUCAAGAGUUGGUAUCUAUACAGGAAAGUUAUAAAUCUUUACAAACUGAACAUGAACAACUUUUAAAUUCAAAUCAAUCAAUUGGUAAAAAAUUAGAAUCUGAAACAAAUGAGAAAUUAAAAGCUAAAGAUGAAGUUUCUAAACUUCAAUCUGAAGUAGAGGAACUUUCUGCCUCGUUAUUUGAUGAAGCUAAUAAAAUGGUUUCCACUGCUAGAAAAGAAGCUCAUGAUAUACAAUUAAGAAAUGAUCGUUUGAUUUCGGAAUUAAAAGAUAAAGAUUUACUCUUGGAUAAUUUACAAUCUCAAUUAAAAGAAUUGAAAAAUGUUAUUCAUGAACGUGAUGAUGAUUCUACAAAUAAUUCCAUUAGAAAUUCUUAUAUUGAUAAUAAUAAUAAUCAUAAUAAAUCAUCUUCAAAUCUUGAUCUGUCAAAUUCUUCAAUUAAUCCACAAGUUAUUUAUGCACCAAUUAUAAAUUCAAUAAGGUUUGAUCUUAAAUUUUAUAAUGAAUUUAAAAAGUUCAUUUCUGAUUUGAAAUAUAUUGAACAAAUUAAAGAUACAAAUACUAAAUUUUUGAAAAAAUUAGUUACUGAUGAUGUUGAGCCUGCUUUAAGAAUAGAUUCAGCUGCUGGGAUUGGUUGGUAUAGUAAACGUACAUUAAUGACUGCUUUUAUUGAAGGUAGAGUUGUUAUUGAACCAGUUUCUGGUAUAAAUGAAACUUAUAGAAUUAAUUUCCAAAGUAAUAAGAUUAAUGAAUCGGAUGUUAAAUCAAAUUUAUAUACAUAUCCUGCUCAUAGCCCUCCAGUGGCAAUUGAACAUCCUUGUGCUAUUUGUUCUGAAAUGAGAAAUGAUAUAUUGGAACAUUCAAGAUUAUAUACUUUAAAAGUCCAUGCUCCAAAGAGUAAAGAUGAUUUAAAUUCUUCAAGAACUGCAUCACCUUCACCUUCAUCACCAGUUAUUGCUCAUCAAUAUGCAUUAUGUUCAUAUUGUUUAUUUAAAGUUAGAAGCGCUUGUGAAUUAUUUGCAUUUUUACGUUCUUUGAAAAAUAAUGUUUGGAAAUUAGAUGAUGAAAUUUCAAUAAGGAAAGCAUGGUUAGAAUUAACAAGAUUAAGAGCUAAAUUAUUUUGGUCAAAUGUUGGUAUUUGGGAUUUAGAAUCAAAUAUUCAACAAACAAAAAUUUAUCCAGGUAAUAAAGAUCAUAUUUAUAAAAUUCUUUCAAAUUUAGAAUCUCCAAAUUAUAAUUUAAAUUCAGCAUCAACUAAUGGAACAAGAUCAACAAGAUCUUCAAUUGAACAAAAAAAUUCAUUAAAUGACUCUUUUGGUUUACAAACACCAUCUGCAGAUUAUAAAGCUUCACCGUUAAUUCAUCAAGUUAGUGCUGAGGAUAUAUCUUCACCACCAUCACAACAACAACAAGAACCUGAAAAACAUUUUAAUGAUGAUCAAUCACCUGAACCAACUCAUCCAAUUACAUUAAAAGAACCUGCUAAAGUUUUAAGAAAACCAGCACCAACUGCAUCAAGUGAAAGAAUCAAUACUUCAACUGAAAUUCCAACAAUUAAAACAACAAACCAUGAAACUGAAAAAGAAAAAACUUCAAACCCAGAAGAAGAAGAUGAAGAUGAAGAUGAUGCUACAAAUGAUUUUUUGAAUGAUUAUUCCCAAGAUGAAGAUGAAGAAGAAUCACCAAUUAAAACACCCAAAACUGAAGGACUUUUAAUCAAGACUGAAAGACCACAAGAUUUUAUAUUAAAUUCUGAUGAAGAAGAUUCAACACCAAUAAUUCCAAAAAUUAAUGAAUUUAAUACCAAAACUCCAACUAAAGAUGAUUCAGGUUUUAGUUUUUCUCCAGAAGAUACUAAACUAUCAUUAAAUAAAACACCAGUUUUGAAAAAAGAUGAACCUAGUGAAAUAGAAUCAAGUCCAGAAAAACAAAGAAGACAAUCAAAAGAUAAUGAAACUACAGAUGAUGAAGAAUUUGUUGAUGCAUAA